Messenger RNA from Kluyveromyces lactis, 2169 nucleotides. It is a transcript of the gene FRA1, whose product is annotated as aminopeptidase P. The coding region runs from base 1 to 2169 and encodes 722 amino acids. The transcript has a single exon. Gene Ontology annotation, molecular function: metalloaminopeptidase activity. The record is from RefSeq and is a predicted model, not a curated record. Lineage: Eukaryota; Fungi; Ascomycota; Saccharomycetes; Saccharomycetales; Saccharomycetaceae.
AUGUCUACGGUUAAUAUGAGACCAUCUUUGGCCUCCAUUUCAGGUGUCGGUCCUUCUGGUCCAACUACUGCCACAGCUACCAGUUCAAGGAGUUUCAAACCGUGUGCAAAUUGUACUUGCAGUUACGGGCAGUUGUCUAGACAAGGUAGAAGAUCAUCAGCUUUAUUGAAACAAAUCAACUUUUCCAGAAGGCAUUCUCAUUUUGGGAAUCCACCUUUAAGUCCUACCAGUGAAUCCAUAUAUUCAACUGAUUCUAUUUGUCAGCUCAAAAGUACUGAAACCGCAAAGAGAUUGCUUGCCUUAAGGAAGCAAAUGGAUACACAUGAUUUGUGCUGUUACAUUAUUCCAUCAGAGGACGAACAUCAGUCUGAAUACGUUUCUCAAGCUGACGAAAGACGUGCAUUCAUUUCUGGGUUUACCGGAAGUGCCGGAGUUGCCUGUGUAACAAGAGACUUAUUGAAUUUCAACACAGAUAAGCCUGAGGGCGAAGCUAUUUUGAGCACUGAUGGGCGCUAUUUUAACCAAGCCAGUCAAGAACUGGAUUGUAACUGGACUUUAGUAAGGCAGGGAGAAGAUCCUAUAACUUGGCAACAAUGGGCUGUUAACGAGGCACAUGAAAUGUCGCUUGCUCUUGGUGGAAAACCAACAAAGAUUGGUAUCGAUCCAAGAUUAAUCAGUUUUGAUCAAGUGAGAAUGUUUGAGAAAGUGAUCAAGGAUAAAACUGAAGGAACUAAUGCAAAGAUUGAAUUUGUUGCUGUUGCAGAUAAUUUGGUGGAUAAAAUCUGGUGCGAGUUUGAAACCAUGCCCGUCAGAGACUUAAAUGAAUUACUACUAUUGGAUCGCAAAUAUACUGGAGAAUGUUACAAGUCUAAGCGUGAGCGUGUUAUGAACAAGAUUUCAAAGGACCACAAUGGAGCCUCUCAUUUGGUAGUUUUUGCCUUGGACGAAAUAUGUUGGUUAUUAAAUCUACGUGGUUCAGACAUUGAAUACAAUCCAGUUUUCUUUGCUUAUCUUGUUUUGUCCAACGAUGAAACGAUACUCUUCACUGAUAAUCCAUUUGAUGAUAAAAUUGAAAAUUAUUUGAGUGAAAAUAACAUCAAAGUUGAAUCAUAUCAAAAUAUCUGGUCAUUUUUGUCUGACAAGGCUUCUGCCCUUGCGGAGAAAAAAGAAACAAUUCUGAUUCCAUCCAACUCAUCAUGGGAAAUUGUUCGUAAGUUAUAUGGUUCUACUAUGAAGCGUGUAUCGUCUCCAAUCGAAGUUAUGAAAUCUGUUAAAAAUGAGACCGAAAUCCAAAAUGCUCAUUCUGCUCAAGUAAAAGAUGCCGUCGCGUUGAUUCAGUAUUUCUCUUGGUUAGAAGAUCAACUUGUUAAGCAUGAGAAAUUAAUUGAUGAACACAAGGCUUCUCAAAAGUUAACGGAAAUCAGAAAGACAGCGAAACACUACAUGGGUAAUUCGUUCUGUACCAUUUCAUCCACUGGAUCGAAUGCUGCAGUGAUUCAUUACGAACCACCCGAAGAGAACUCGUCCAUGAUCGAUCCAAACAAAAUAUAUCUAUGUGAUUCAGGAGCACAAUUUUUAGAAGGUACGACAGACAUCACACGUACGUUACAUUUCACGGAGCCGACGCAGGAAGAGAUUGAUAACUAUACACUAGUAUUGAAAGGUAAUUUGGCACUUGAACGGUUGGUGGUUCCUGAGGGCACCAGUGGAUAUAACAUCGAUGUUAUUGCCAGACAGUUUUUGUGGCAAGCUGGACUGGAUUACAAGCAUGGUACAGGUCACGGUGUUGGUUCAUUCUUGAAUGUUCACGAGGGACCAAUCGGAAUUGGAUACAAACCACAUCUUGUAAAUUUCCCCUUGGAAAAGGGAAAUAUAAUCACCAAUGAACCAGGUUAUUAUAAAGAUGGUGAAUACGGUAUCCGAAUAGAAAACGAUCUACUCGUCAAGGAAGCUGAAGGACUACAAUUUGGUAAGCGUAAAUUUUUGAAGUUCGAGAACCUAACUAUGGUACCUUACUGUAAGAAGUUAAUCAACACAAGUCUUUUGACGCCAGAGGAGAAAUCACAGAUUAACGACUAUCAUACAAGGAUAUGGUCUUCAAUCGUUCCAUUCUUGCAACCAUCCAGUAUUGCAUUCAAAUGGCUCAAGAGAGAAACUAAAUCACUAUGA